UCGUCACUACCCCACAAACUCCAUGAAAGACAGCCUUACACUGCCAUGCAGGCAAAUUUGUUUAGCAACACCUGAAAAAAUGAAGCUACUCCCAAGUUAUUAUAAUUAUGUCUAAAGGACCAGCAGUAGGCAUUGAUUUGGGCACCACAUAUUCUUGUGUGGGCAUCUUCCAGCAUGGCAAGGUGGAAAUCAUUGCCAAUGACCAAGGAAACAGGACCACGCCCAGCUAUGUGGCCUUCACCGACACUGAGAGACUGAUUGGGGAUGCUGCAAAGAACCAGGUUGCCAUGAACCCAGCCAAUACUGUAUUUGAUGCUAAGCGUCUGAUUGGUCGAAAGUUUGACGACGCUGUGGUGCAGUCUGACAUGAAGCACUGGCCCUUCCAGGUCGUGAAUGACUCAUCCAAACCCAAAGUGCAGGUUGAAUACAAGGGUGAGAUGAAGACCUUCUAUCCUGAAGAGAUUUCCUCAAUGGUCCUCACCAAGAUGAAAGAGAUCUCCGAGGCUUAUCUUGGCAAGCCUGUGAAUAAUGCAGUUGUCACAGUUCCUGCUUACUUCAAUGACUCCCAGCGUCAAGCCACCAAAGAUGCUGGAGCCAUUUCAGGGCUUAAUGUGCUGCGCAUCAUCAAUGAGCCCACGGCCGCAGCCAUCGCUUAUGGCCUGGACAAAAAGGUUGGUGCUGAACGCAAUGUCCUAAUCUUUGACCUUGGAGGUGGUACUUUUGAUGUAUCAAUCCUGACCAUUGAAGAUGGCAUCUUUGAGGUCAAGUCCACAGCCGGGGACACUCACUUGGGUGGGGAAGACUUCGACAAUCGCAUGGUCAACCAUUUCCUUUCAGAGUUUAAGCGCAAGUUCAAAAAGGAAAUCAACAGCAACAAGCGAGCUGUGCGUCGUCUGCGCACAGCCUGUGAGCGCGCCAAGCGCACCCUCUCCAGCAGCACUCAGGCCAGCAUUGAGAUUGACUCACUCUAUGAGGGAACCGAUUUCUACACUUCCAUCACCAGGGCUCGAUUUGAAGAGCUGAAUGCAGACCUGUUCCGUGGCACUCUUGAGCCUGUGGAGAAGGCCCUGAGAGAUGCCAAGAUGGAUAAGGCUCAGAUCCAUGAUAUUGUUCUGGUUGGUGGCUCCACACGUAUCCCAAAGAUUCAAAAGUUGCUGCAAGACUUGUUCAAUGGCCGUGAUCUUAACAAGAGUAUCAACCCUGAUGAGGCUGUGGCCUAUGGUGCAGCUGUGCAAGCAGCCAUCUUGGCUGGUGAUAAGUCUGAGAACGUACAGGACCUGCUCCUGCUGGAUGUCACGCCCCUCUCCCUGGGAAUCGAGACUGCUGGAGGAGUAAUGACUGUCCUUAUCAAAAGGAACACCACUAUCCCAACCAAGCAAACCCAGACCUUUACUACUUACUCAGACAACCAGCCUGGUGUGCUCAUUCAGGUUUAUGAAGGUGAAAGAGCCAUGACCAAGGAUAACAAUAUUCUUGGCAAGUUUGAGCUGACUGGUAUUCCACCUGCUCCCAGAGGGGUUCCUCAGAUUGAAGUGACCUUUGACAUUGAUGCCAACGGCAUUCUCAAUGUGUCUGCAGUGGACAAAAGCACUGGAAAGGAGAACAAGAUCACCAUCACCAAUGACAAAGGUCGACUGAGCAAGGAGGAGAUUGAGAACAUGGUGCGUGAAGCAGAGCAGUUCAAGGCCGAGGAUGAGGUCAUGAGAGAAAAGGUUACAGCCAAGAACUCCCUCGAGUCUCUGGCCUUCAACAUGAAGAGCACUGUGGAGGAUGAGAAGCUCCAAGACAAGAUGAGCCCUGAGGACAAAAAGGCCAUUGUAGACAAGUGUAACGAAGUCAUUUCCUGGCUGGACAGGAACCAGACGGCAGAGAAGGACGAGUAUGAACACCAGCAGAAGGAGCUAGAGAAGGUCUGCAACCCAAUCAUCUCCAAGCUUUACCAGGGGGGCAUGCCAGAGGGCAUGCCAGGGGGGAUGCCUGGAGGAAUGCCAGGAGGAAUGCCUGGUGGCUUCCCUGGUGGAGCUGGAGGCGGAUCCUCCUCUGGCCCAACUAUUGAGGAGGUCGACUAAACGUUCUGUCAACAGCAUCUUUAUUCCCUCUAUAAGGACAGGUGUUUCAAAUUGAUAUCUACUAUAAACACUGUAAUUCUCACAUUGAACAGCUGUUUAAAUUUGGCCUAAGUCAACUGUAUCUGUACCUGAUGAAUAAACCCUAAAUGAAUCAUCUCA
Molecule: messenger RNA, 2228 nt
Organism: Notolabrus celidotus (New Zealand spotty)
Lineage: Eukaryota; Metazoa; Chordata; Actinopteri; Labriformes; Labridae
Product: heat shock cognate 71 kDa protein-like
Exons: 9
Coding region: 108-2069 (653 amino acids)
Biological process (GO): vesicle-mediated transport; cellular response to unfolded protein; protein refolding
Cellular component (GO): cytosol; cytoplasm; nucleus
Molecular function (GO): heat shock protein binding; ATP hydrolysis activity; misfolded protein binding
Source: RefSeq, a predicted model, not a curated record